This is a messenger RNA of Prorocentrum cordatum, 1194 nucleotides long. The record is from the annotation of a GenBank genome assembly. NCBI's taxonomy places the organism in Eukaryota, Dinophyceae, Prorocentrales, Prorocentraceae.
AUGUUUCUAGUCUUCAUCCUUAUUUUGGACACUUUGUUUUUUGGUGUUUCUCUGCAAAGCGCACGUAAUCAUAUUGCAGUCGUGGCUUCUGCAAAUCACAGAAAUCAAACACUGGGAGACUUAUUGCCAAUCAUCGUCGGGAACUCAACUGAGUUGUUGCAGUACGGUGUGCAUGUGCCCAAUGUAGUUGACAUGUUUUCUGCCUCAUGGCUUAUGAAUGCGUCUUUGUUUAUGCGCAUGAAGGCAGUGGGUAUGGGCGGUAUUGAGACUGUCGAGGAUGGAUGUCUUUCAGUUUUCCACCAAGCGAAAGGAUUGGGGGCCCCAGUGGCCAUCACAAAUGAUUGGUUGGAUUUUUCAGUCGAGCACUUAAGCCACUAUUGGAGGGCAGCUGGAGUCUGUAAUAACUUGUCCACUUUUGACGACUUCAAUUCAAGACUGGACAGGUACAUAUCCCAUGUGCAAGUAUUGGAUCCAUCGCCGCUCCAUGAUACGAUCGCGAUUCUUGCUUUUAUGCCGUACAAGUGCUUAGUCCCAGACACUGGUCGAUCCUUGACACGAAGAUUACUGACGGCGACCCUGAAGUCAUUGCAACGCGCUGGGAUAGGCCGCGUGGUUGUUGUGUCUGACAAGCCUACGCAUGAAUAUGAGCCUCGAAGUGUGUCGUUCGGGAAUACAGAGGUCGCGUUUGUGACAGUCGACGCGAGCACUACGAAGUCUAAGUUCAUAGAACGAAAUAUACCCCGCGGAGCUAUCUAUGGCCUUCAGCAAGCUAUCCGCAGCAAGGAUGUUGGGUGGCUUGGGCACGACACGGGACGAUGGCAGUCCGUAUUUUUGACAGAGCCCGACCAGAUCUUGCAUUUCAAACCACGCUCCAUCGUCGACCUCGCUCGAGCCGUUGAGUCCGGAUUCGUUCUGGCUCCGCACAGGCUGCAACCAGUCCCUCAUCCAAGCGAUGUUCGUGUGCCAGAAAAUCCGAUUCCAGAAACCUCCUCAGCUUUCAAGGUGGAAACCGUUGAAAGCGAUGACGUAAAAUGCAUAGAUGCUGGUGGGGAUCACCCAGGUGACGUGGAUUUACAUCCAAGUGGAUCACAUGAACCGGGUUGCAGCACCUGGUGGUGGAAGUGCGGGUUCAAGGAUGGCAAUCAUUCGAGGCUCGAUCAUUAUCCAGCUGCUUUCGCUAUGGUACUGGGGUGA